Quercus robur (English oak) is the source of this 537-nucleotide messenger RNA. RefSeq lists its product as uncharacterized. The coding region runs from base 1 to 537 and encodes 178 amino acids. The record is from RefSeq and is a predicted model, not a curated record. NCBI's taxonomy places the organism in Eukaryota, Viridiplantae, Streptophyta, Magnoliopsida, Fagales, Fagaceae. The transcript has a single exon.
AUGCCAAGCAGAUUCACCAGACCCACAUUUAUUUCUUAUGAUGGGAAAACAGACCCGGUUGAACAUGUAAGCCAUUAUAUCCAUAUGAUGUUCCUGCAUAAUCAUAAUGAUGCGUUGAUGAGUAGGGUGUUUUCCUCUAGUCUUGGACCCACUGCUUUGGGGCGGUUCAAUGGGUUAAGGAAGGGCUCGAUUCAUAGUUUUGCAGAGUUGAUUCAAGAGUUUGGGGUCCGGUUUAUGACCUAUAGUUGGGUACCACAACCAGUGGACGCGUUGCUGUUUAUGAAGAUGGAAGCCAGAAAAACCCUUUGGAGUUACACUAGUAGGUAUUGGGAAUUGUACAAUGAGAUCGGAGGGGGUAAUGAAAAAAUCGCAGCAAGCACUUUUAGGCUGGGAUUGCCUAAGGACUCUAAAUUGCGAGAGUCGUUGACGAGGAGACCUCCAAAGGAUAUGAGACAACUUAUGAGACGAAUUGAGGAGUAUAAGAAGUUAGAGGAUGAUCGGCAGCAGAGCAAGGGGAAGGCGCUGGCCGUGACGUAG